CCGGAAAGGACGCGUACUCGACUCUCCGUUCGAUCGGCGCGCACGUGCGUGACAAGGAAUACUGAUUCGAAAAACCGAACAAGUGGUUCCCGCCCUCUCGGAACGCGAGCACCCUAGAAUCUCCUAUCGACGCACAUCUGUCAGAUCUGGAUUCUAUUCUGAAUUAAGAACGAGUGCAUCGGAUUUGUUCUCGGGAAAGAAGUCGAGGGAUUCCUUCGUUUUUAUUAUUAAUAAUAACCCUGGAAAUUUGUAUUCCUCGUUCAAUUUGACUGUUACAAAGAGAACCAAGAAGACCUCCAUUCCCACUCGUUAAAGGUUUCUGAAAACAAUUUUUAAAAAUAAAGUAAAGAUACUUUCGAACUUGAAUUUAAUAAUUUUGGGAUAAAAAGGUUUUCAUCGAGUACUCUGCGAUGCAAAUUACUCUGUAAGAACAAUCUCUGAACGAUAUCAACGUUAUCGCGACGUAAUAGCGUCGUGCUAUCUUGUUUGUCUUCUAAACGCAGAAAAGUAGAAAGAAACGUGACUGCUGAAUGAAUAGGAAACGCUAACGUCGUCGAUUCAUGAAGCAAGAGCCGCGUUUUCGGAAGGGGGAACUCGAGAGACAGGUCGACGAGUCCCCCGAACACGCAAUCGUGGAAAUAUGUUAAUAUCGUCUAUCGGGCGGACUCUUCCGAGGAACAGGUGUUAUUUCUGAUUUCGUUCGCGGCGCAGACGUAACGGUUCGCCCAUCGGAAUACUAAUUGGGCCUGUACCCAUGGCGAACGAGACCGCGACGAAUAAUCUUCUCGAUCGUCGUCCUCGACGAAUGAUCGAUGGGGACCGCGUUUGAUCCAGACCAGGAGCGAGCAACGUGAAAUCGAACCGUCGAGACGCCAGGGCGACGCGCGCCUCGGAAGUGAUCCGUUCCACGAGGAAACGGAACGUAAAUCGCGACGGGACUGUGACAUAACAGAAAAACGAAGCAACUCGUCGCAUAAAUUAUGGUAAUCAAACGCGUCGAGGAAUUCCGACCAGUGACACGUACGUGAUCGGCAGAAAAAUGCGCGCGAGUCGUGUCCGAGGGCUUAGACGAGAGUAAGAGCCCGGUUAAAAUGGAGUUCUGCAAAGGCAGCAAAUAUCUGCGCGUGUUGCCGAGGGCCACCAGGCGGAUCGUGUGGACAUGGCGAAUGGAGAACGGUACGAUCGUGCGAGUCGCUGAAAACGACUCCAACGACGAUUGUCUGAUCGAGAUUGUCAACCUCUGCGUACCGGCGAUCGCCAUCCUCGUCGCUCUGAUCGCCUGUCUUUGCCGCAAGUGCGCCAAACGACGCAAAGCCUCCAACGGACUUGUUCCGUUUCACACAACCAGGACAUUGCUGUGCAUGUCGGUCCUGCUGGUGCUUUCCCUGGAGGCUUGCGAGUCCUUUCUGACGACCAUUUCGUUUUCGUCGAUCUUUACGAUCCUGGCGGUCGUCUCCUGCUGGAUCCUGCAUCGGAGGACCGAGAUCAACGGUGGCUUAGGAACUGCCUUCACGGCUGGAAUUUUAGCUGCGAUCAGCUUGUCGCGGGCGUGGAAGUUCAUCGCUUUGUCUGGGUACGAUUUGUCGAUCCAACACGUUCGAUUCGCGACGACGGCCAUCACCGCCGUUUUAUGCGGCUCCUUCGCCAUCUUGGAUUCUUACACGCUUUAUUUCACGACCAGACGAAGGCGGCGGUACCUCAUCAGACGAACGGAGGAAGCGUCGAUCGUUUACAGGCACUCCGAUUCUACUUUCCUCGACCGGAUCACCUUCCAUUGGGUGACCAACCUUCUGUCCAAGGGGUACAGCUCACCUUUGGAAGCGCACGACCUCGGGGAACUUCCCGAAGAGGAGACCACCGGGACGCAAUUUGAGAAAUUUCGGAGAAUUUACCAGAAACACAGGAAAGAAAAUGCGAGACUGUCCCUUUGGCGAUGUUUCUGGAAGCAAAUAUGGAGGCCAUUCGUCAUAGGAGGUCUUUUGAAGCUGUUAGGCGACGCCACCACCUUAGUUGGUCCGUUGACGAUUUCCAGGAUCUUGGACUACGUCUCUGCCUCUCAAAAUGGAACCACCAAUCACAGAACCUUUCGGAGCGUUAUGACGUUCUCCGAGAUACUACAAAAUGGCUACUUCCUCAGUCUGCUCGUGUUCGUCUUCGCCCUUCUGCAGAGCACUCUGAGCCAGGCCUCCACUCACAUCCUCUGCGUCGAGGGGGUCCGAUUGAAGACUGCUCUUCAGGCGUUGCUGUACGAUAAAGCCCUGCGUCUGUGCUCGUGGAGCAUCGACGAGGAGGAGAAUCCACGUGCAGAGAAGGACAAAGAGCAGCACAAGUCCUAUCGAGCUGGCGAUAUCGGUACCCUGACGAACCUCAUAUCGGAGGAUGCCUACAAUGUGAUGAGCUUCUUCUGGAUAGGACACUACACCUGGGCCAUCCCGUUGAAGAUCACGGCCAUAAUCUUCCUUCUCUACGGGAAACUGGGCGUCAGCGCGAUCAUCGGUGCCCUCUGUUGCAUAGUGAUGGUUACACCCGUGCAGCUGGUGCUCGGGAAAAAGAUGUCGGAGAACUUCAAGUUCGUCGCUAAAGGAAGCGACGCCAGAUUGCGGCUGGUGAACGAGGUUCUUCAAGGGAUGAGACUGGUGAAGCUCAGAGCCUGGGAGGACAUCUUCGAGAGGAAGAUAAGGAAAACGAGGAACGUCGAGUUGACGAUGCUGGACAGAGAUUCCUUGUAUUGGACCCUUAUCAAUUUCCUUACCCACGCAUCGUCGGUGCUCAUGACCCUCUUCACCUUUGCCGCCUACUUCUGGCUGGAAGAACGAAGCCUGGACGCUGGAAACGUUUUCGCCAGCUUAGCUCUGUUCUCCCAGCUCACCGUGCCUCUCCUGAUCUUCCCCGUGAUGAUCCCCAUAAUCAUCAACGCCAUGAUUUCCACGGUCAGGAUGGAAGAGUUUCUUCAGCUACCAGAGAUCGUGAACGUUCUCCCGGAUCCUGGCGACAAAAAGGUGGAUACAGUCGAAAACGGAUCCUCCCAUACGAACUCCGCCGACGAGGGUCCUGUAGAAGCCACGAAGGUGCCCAGCACCACGACCUUCGGAUCGCUGGACAAUAUCGAGGAGGACGAAGAGGAUGGGCAGCCAUGUUGCCUGACGGAGUUGAAGCUCGAUAUGGGCUCCUCCGCGGAUACGGUGUUCGAAAAGGACCCAGAGAUCCCUGUGCUCCAAAUUAGAUCUUGCACGUUCUCUUGGGGCACGGACGAAUGCCAACUGUCCAUCUCUGGGCUCAGCUUUCCACGCAGCCAGCUGACUUUGAUCGUAGGUAAGACAGGCAGUGGUAAGACAUCCCUGCUGUUGGGGAUGUUGGGAGAGAUCCAGAGCACGACUGGGACCAUCGAGUGGGCCAAAGACUCGAAGAUCGCGUACGUGGCCCAGAAGCCCUGGCUGUUGAACGCAACCUUGAGAGACAACAUUCUCUUCGGAUCACCCUACAGAUCCAGGAGAUACAGAAACGUGUUGAAGGCCUGCGCCUUGCAACCUGACGUCGACAUUCUUCCAGGCCACGAUCUGACUCGAAUUGGCGAAAAGGGGAUUAACUUGAGCGGAGGGCAGAAGCAGAGAGUGACCAUAGCGAGGGCUCUUUACAGCGACGCGGACGUCGUCGUCAUGGACGAUCCGCUGUCAGCGUUGGAUCACCAGGUAGGUCGACAGAUCUUCGAUCAAGGCGUCAGGAAGCUCCUCCUCAGAAACGGGCGCACGGUGAUCAUGGUCACCCAUCGAUUGGAAUUGUUGUCCACCGCUCAUCAGGUCAUCGUCAUGGACGGUUGUCGUGUUCGAGCCGUGGGUACGAAAUCAGCGAUCGAGGAUUCGGAUCCAGAAUUGGCGAGCGAAUGGAAAAAGGCGGCGACGAGGCAAACGGAUGGACGUCGCGCUUGCAAGACUGCCAAGGACAGGUGGUCUCUGGUCAGGCUGGUGUCCAGAAUCGGUAUCAACGUGAGGAACAAGCAGGCCAGCGAUGGAUCGUGGAUCACCGAUCAGGACGCUCACGUGAAUCCACCAGUGUUCGUGCCACUGAGAAUGCGACGAACUAUUCUUUCCGGGUCGAGGUACCUGGCCCCCGAUCUCACGGACCUGCCGGUGCCCAAAGAAGAGUGGAACAUCGCUAAGAAACCGUGCAAGUCGCACGGGAACGCCGUCAGGUCGUCCAGCCUUCAGCCCAGAAGACGACCGCCGCCUGUUCUCAGACAGAACAGCACUCCGACGAUACUCGAGAGUCAACACUUCGUUCCAAGGAAGCGGAACAAUACUUUCGAUAACGGGCAAUCCAGCGGCGUUUUCAGGCAAAUAUUUUCUGGCAGAAUUGUCAGCGUACAUCCUGACGAAUCCUCGUCGAACAAGGAGAAGAGCGUCCUGCGUAGGUUGAUACCGAGCAGUUCCAACAGACAAGUUCACUACAGCGUUAAAAAAGCCAAUCAACAUCAGGAGAGCGAGCAACCCCCGGACAGGCGACUGCUGUCGCAGAACUCCACGGAAACCAACGAACCCGACGAAAGGGAAGAAAAAAGCCACGAUGCGGAGGAACGCGAAGAGUACCAAGACAGGGGCGGAGUGGUCACCAGGACUACGUGCAUCGAUUACUCGAAAGCGGCUGGUUGGAUACCAGGCUUGAUUUACAUAGGCGUGGCAAUUUUCUGCCAGAUCCUUCGAGUCUACACGGAUCUUUGGCUGAGUCGAUGGACGGACCAGGACGAGGAGAGCUUCGACCAGGAAGACCAGGAUACCCUGUUCUACUUCAAGGUCUACAUAGCCCUUUCAAUGAGCUCCAUACUCCUAUCCUUCGUAUGCAAUGUCGUGGGCCAGUGGACAGGGGCCAGAGCGAGGAGAAAAUUACACGAGGAAGCGAUUUCCAGGCUGCUGAGGGUGCCCAUGUCGUUCUUCGAACGCAACCCUGUCGGCAAAAUUUUAAACAGAUUCAGCGCCGACACGGGCGUCAUCGACAAAAAAAUAUCCACGUCGAUCCAAAGACUGACGUUCUUCGUCCUGCUGUGCAGCUCCGCGAUAAUGGUGAACGUCAUCAUCUCGCCGUGGUUCCUCGUCGCUGCUCUGCCCACUUGCGGAGCCUAUUAUCUCGUCCAGAGGUAUUACAGACGCAGCGCGAGGCAUCUGCAGAGAUUGGACGGCAGUACUCGAUGGCCGAUCGCUACGCACUUCUCCGAGACCCUCAGCGGCCUGGCGACGUUGAGAGCUUCGAAGCAAGAGAAUCGCUUCAUGGACCAAGCGAUGGUGUGCCUGGAUGCCAACACGAACGCGUUUCUGCUUCUGAACGCGAGCAGUCGAUGGCUAGGCAUCGCCCUGGACUACCUAGGUGCCGUGAUAGUGGUCACGGCAACGUUCGCCGCGAUAAUCUCGGCCCAGCUGUACCCUAGUCGCGUGACGCCUGCACUGGUUGGACUAGCGAUUAAUUACACCCUCCUGGUACCGAUAUACCUAAACUGGGUGGUGAAAUUCACAGCGGAGAUCGAGAUGUACAUGGGCAGCGUCGCGCGAAUCUCUGCCUAUCGCUACGCCCCUGUCGAGAACUAUCAGCAAGAGGGCCUUCGGAUAUCCAAGGACUGGCCUAACAGAGGCGAAGUCACCUUCGAGAACGUUUCUCUGAGACACGACUCGCAGAGGGAGCCAGUCAUCUCGAAUCUGUGUCUGUAUAUCCCUGCGGGUCAAAAGAUUGGUGUUUGCGGGAGGACCGGAAGCGGAAAGUCCUCCACGGUGAUGGCGCUUUUUAGACUGUUGGAGAUCACUCAGGGCCGUAUCAUGAUCGACGGUGUCGACGUCCGUCGGAUUCCCUUGACUACGCUACGCUCGCGGCUAUCCGUCAUUCCUCAGGAUGUGAUCAUGUUCAGUGGCACGAUUAGAGAAAAUUUGGAUCCCCUCGCGGAUCACGAAGAUCGAGAGCUGUGGGAGGCGCUGGAAGUGGCGCAAAUCAAGGACGUCGUUGCCUCGCAUCCCGAAGGACUCGACGUCGAGGUGCGCGAGGGAGGUGAAAAUUUCUCAUCCGGGCAACUUCAGCUCCUCUGCAUGGCGCGAGCGAUACUCCGGAAGUCCUCCAUCGUGGUCCUCGACGAAGCAACCAGCGCGCUCGACGCAACCACCGAGAAAUCCCUCUUGAAAGCGGUUGCGACUGCUUUCGAGAACAAAACUGUGAUUGCUAUCGCCCAUCGCGCGGCAGCGUUAUUGGACUGCGACCGAAUAAUCGUCUUCCACGAGGGCGCGAUCGUCGAGGACGGCGCGCCGCAGGAUCUGAUGCAUCGGCAAGCUGGAUUUUUCGCGAAUAUGCUGAAAUCCACCGAGCAGAACGACUGAGCGGAGAGGGAGAAGAGAUCGUCGAAGGCGAACGGGGAAAUCGAGAGACUGGAGGAGACUACACUUAACGCGUUCGUUGUGCUUGAACGCGAUUAUUUAUUUUUGAUAAGGAAAAUAAAUGUGGAUCACAUACCAACACGAGAA
Messenger RNA from Hylaeus volcanicus, 6491 nucleotides. It is a transcript of the gene Sur, whose product is annotated as ATP-binding cassette sub-family C member Sur. The transcript has 31 exons. Gene Ontology annotation, molecular function: ABC-type transporter activity; ATP binding; ATP hydrolysis activity. Gene Ontology annotation, biological process: transmembrane transport. Gene Ontology annotation, cellular component: membrane. The coding region runs from base 1092 to 6347 and encodes 1751 amino acids. NCBI's taxonomy places the organism in Eukaryota, Metazoa, Arthropoda, Insecta, Hymenoptera, Colletidae. The record is from RefSeq and is a predicted model, not a curated record.